UCUUUCAUAACCCUAUUGAGUGUUUUUAAACUAAAUUAACAUGGCUCGAAUGAACCGCCCAGCUCCUGUGGAAGUCACAUACAAGAACAUGAGAUUUCUUAUUACACACAAUCCAACCAAUGCGACCUUAAACAAAUUUAUAGAGGAACUUAAGAAGUAUGGCGUUACAACUAUAGUAAGAGUAUGUGAAGCAACUUACGACACUACUCUUGUGGAGAAAGAAGGCAUCCAUGUUCUUGAUUGGCCUUUUGAUGAUGGUGCACCACCGUCUAACCAGAUUGUUGAUGACUGGUUAAGUCUUGUAAAAAUUAAGUUUCGUGAAGAACCUGGUUGUUGUAUUGCUGUUCAUUGUGUUGCAGGCCUUGGGAGAGCUCCAGUGCUUGUUGCCCUAGCAUUAAUUGAAGGUGGAAUGAAAUAUGAAGAUGCAGUACAGUUCAUAAGACAAAAGCGGCGUGGAGCUUUUAACAGCAAGCAACUUUUGUAUUUGGAGAAGUAUCGUCCUAAAAUGCGGCUGCGCUUCAAAGACUCCAAUGGUCAUAGAAACAACUGUUGCAUUCAAUAAAAGAUCAGGGGUGCCUGA
Molecule: messenger RNA, 580 nt
Organism: Neogale vison (American mink)
Lineage: Eukaryota; Metazoa; Chordata; Mammalia; Carnivora; Mustelidae
Product: protein tyrosine phosphatase type IVA 1
Exons: 1
Coding region: 41-562 (173 amino acids)
Biological process (GO): protein dephosphorylation
Cellular component (GO): nucleus
Molecular function (GO): protein tyrosine/serine/threonine phosphatase activity
Source: RefSeq, a predicted model, not a curated record